CAUGAGAUCUGCCCGCGGCACGGCGAAGAGGUCGCUUUUGCUAACGUACAGACGACGAACGCUUCGAUCGCAGCCUGGUGAAAGCAGCGGUAGCAGUUGCAGUGAGAGAGCUUCCGCUUUUCGACAACCCAUGGUCGGAAGUAUCCGGCGACUAUCCAAUCUUCCGUUCCGUGCUUCAAUGGAACGUUCGCACAGCCAUGUGAGACCCAAUCGUUUGUCACCUCCGAUCGUGCUGCGUCAGCACCAACAAAGAACGCUAUUUUCCUUCUUGCCAAGCCACAAGGACAAACUCGACGACAACGACGGCGUUGUAAAAACCGAUAUAUCUAUGCCUUUGCGGAAAACGGAUGCCGAAUUUUUGGGCUACCACGAAGAGAACCAAGCUGCCCUACAAAAUUUCAAAAAAGUUCGACAGGAAGUAUUUGAACUGCUCGAUAGUCCCGUUGGCUCUUUUUCUUGGCCACAAUUUUCUUCCUUGCUAAAUCAGCUUUGCGACGAUGAAACAACAAUAUACAAUGCAUUCGAAUUACUCGAUCGAGCUGCAAUGGAACCAGCUGCGGAUACGAGGAUAACACACGAAAUGGUCGAUCAGGUAGUGCGACAAUGGCUAAACGGGUAUAUCGCACAGCAAAAAAACAUCGACAAGCCGCAGUCGAAGUCGUACUAUCGUCGACGCAAACGGACCGCCAGGAAGAGCCAAAGCAAUGGGACCAACGAUACUAACAACAGCCACAGAAAGAGAUCACAUCGAAUGAUGUCUCCUUUAAAGGUAUGGAAUAAAAUAAAGAAUUAUCAGCAGAUAGGCAUCCCGAUGGAAUCUCCGACGUAUCACAAAAUUAUGGAAGGAACCACACACGCCAAACCAAAAACAUUCAAUCUUCCGUACGGACCAAGACUUGCCGAAACAAUCUUGGAGGAAAUCAUGGAUCAGAGCAAGCGCAAGAAUCCAUUGAUCCGCCCGUCAGCGCAUGCGUUCACCAUUGCCAUGCUGUCGUGGGAGCAGACCGCAAUCUACUCACCCGCCGAAGCCAAUCGAGAGGCUCCCCAGCGAGCCCUGGCCCUUCUUAAUAAACUCAAGUCUCUCUACGCAUCGGGGUGGGGAAACGAGUUUAUGCCCGACAAAAAUGCUUACCGUCGGGUCAUGAAUAUAUUUGCCCACAGGGGUGACGGUGAUCAAGUUGAGGCCCUCUUGGAAGACUUGUACACCAUGUACUUGGACCAUUACGAACAAGGGCACGAAAAUAGUAGCUCGCUGAUGCCUACGUCGUCAUUCUUUUCGUUGGUUUUGUAUGCGUGGUCGAAGUCUCGUGAUCCGGAUGCYGCAGAACGGGCGGAGGCUGUCCUAGAGCACAUGCUGGARAUGGAACRGUCAGAGGAGAUUCCAAACCUYAAGAUUCAGAGUAAUUUUUUCAACAUUGUCAUGGUGUGCUGGUCAAAGCAACGGACCAAGGAAUCGGCUGCMAAGGUCCAGAAAAUUUUUGAUCGCCUGGUGGAAUUAUCGGAAUCGGACCCUACCAAAGCACCGGUCGGAGCUUCGUAUUUGGCAUUGAUUACCACCUGGUCUCGGUUCGACCCGAAGAAAUCGGAGGAGUUCUUUUGGAAGUGGAAGGAGGAGCACGAAAAGGGAUCGUGUGAGAUGAGAAUCGAUUCGGAUCUGAUUCGGAUGCUGGUUUCUUCCUGGUGCAAAUCCGAUGAGCCRGAUGCAGCCGAGCGAGGCGAGCGUUUGAUUCAUUUUGCAAUCGACGAACCCGAAUGGGAACCGUCCACSGAUGUAUUUAACAUUGUAAUCAACAAGUGGUGCCACCAAAAAACGCUAGAUGGAUUCGAACGAGCCGAGGAAUUGCUACGACAAAUGAUAGCGUAUCACGAACUCAACCCGGGAUCUGAUGCGAAGCCAAGAAACCUAAGCUAUCUACCCAUUGUUCGUUCAUGGGCCGAGAUUGGACAGCUUGAGAGGUCGGAAGAACUCCUUGUAGACUUUUUUACGCAGUGGCAUUCUGUCGAUGGUUCCGACAAAAGUUUUUCCUCUCCUGSUGGUUCGAAACAAGCGCGCGACAAGGAUCAAAACCUCGAUACGCGGCUCUUCAAUUGYGUGCUGAAGGGAUGGCUGGCGAAGGUGCCGACGAUGCCAGAGGCCGUGGUAAGGGCGGAAGACAUUCUGCUCCUGACCAAAACAUACGGCGUCAGACCGAAUUAUGCCUCUUUCCAAUACGUACUGGAUGCAUGGCGAACCACUGCCAACGAUAGUGGUUUCGGCCGGUCCUGGAGUCGGGACCGUCCGAGAGCGGACGCCGUUCUGGAACUCUUGGACCGCGAAUACAACAGAGAAGACGAUGCAAAAGACGAACUGUAUUUGAAUCUGAGACGGGGAUGGAAGCUGCUUUCGGUGCAAUGAGUUCUUUGGAUKUGUAAAGCGGUACGAAGAUGAAUGUUUUUGAGACAGAACACGAUAGUUGGUWCGACCAAAAUCUAAUAGCUAGGCAUUGAUUUCGAGUAGUUWUGUUCUGUGAUAUGCAGAAGCUAGUAUCACACGCAUACCAUUUGUUGCCCAGCGAUUAUGGAAACUUGACCAUUGGAUGGAGUUGCUAAGAGAUCGGCGAACCGACUUCAAAAAAYAAUCAUGCUCAAA
Pseudo-nitzschia multistriata is the source of this 2629-nucleotide messenger RNA. NCBI's taxonomy places the organism in Eukaryota, Bacillariophyta, Bacillariophyceae, Bacillariales, Bacillariaceae. The record is from the annotation of a GenBank genome assembly.